AUGGAUACCUCAUCACCAGAUGAUUAUGAUCCUUAUGAAACUGAUCUGGAUGAAGCCUAUGUCCGUUACUUUCAACAGGAGGAUGGUUCACCAGUCGACCCAGUUGGUCCUAGCUCUCCAAAAAGACCCAGGGUUACAGAGGAAGUACAGUGCAUUGACCCCACUGACCAACCAUCGACGUCAGGUCUGCAAUCUUCCAGAGGGCAGCGAGGAAGUCGCAGAAAGCGGAGAGGGCGUGGUCGUGGACAAUCCUGGAUAGACGGUUUCCAAUCAGACACCUCAUCUUCGCUUCCCGAAGGAGAAACUACAAACACAGGAAGAGCCAAGGGAAGAGGGAAAGGGAGAGGCGAAUCCAGGGGGAGAGGAGGUCGAGGUACCAGAAGUAGAGGCGGAGCAAGAGGAGGAGCUAAAGGGAGAGGAGGAGCUAAAGGGAGAGGAGGAGCCAGAGGGAGAGGCGUGACCAGAAGUCGAAGCAGGGGAAGAGGCAGAGGUGGUGCUAGGGGCAGCGCAGGAGUUGCCUCCCGAGCAGAAGUAGAGGGAGACGUGGAAAGAAUUCAAGCGCUUCGUGAAGCGAGAAAGCGAAAACUCAAAGAGGACAUAUCGAGGAUGUCUAGAGAGGAAAUCGAAUCAUUGCUCUAUAAAACAAUACAACGAAGACCAGGCAUGUUGUUUGAUCUCAUGAUGCAACCCCCCGAUGACAACAUCCCAAAUGGAGAGAAUGUGCCUUGGUGCACUUGUGGCAGAUGUAUAGACAUGCCCACCGAUGCUGAAAGGUUGUGUUGUGGGAGAAACCCCCAGGACUGCACCAGCCAGCAUGCCGUCUUUGAACUGAUUAUUGAUGAGGCAGCAUUAUUGAUCCAAAGGGCAAUGUGGAUUGACUUGUAUAAUCUAGAAGAUGAUCCUCAGGAACCAGGAGAAGAAAACCGGGCCAUGAGACAUGCUGCCUACCGGAGUUUUGUAUUUUGGCAACAUGGACGAUUAGGGCAAGGAAACAGACGGGUCAUCCCCAGCUGUUGUGUGACCAAGAUACGGUCUCUUUACCCUAGUUUAAAUGGAUUGUAUACUGGUUAUCUUCCUGGAAGAUUUGUGUAG
Lytechinus pictus (painted urchin) is the source of this 1092-nucleotide messenger RNA. RefSeq lists its product as uncharacterized. The coding region runs from base 1 to 1092 and encodes 363 amino acids. The transcript has 4 exons. The record is from RefSeq and is a predicted model, not a curated record. NCBI's taxonomy places the organism in Eukaryota, Metazoa, Echinodermata, Echinoidea, Temnopleuroida, Toxopneustidae.